Messenger RNA from Prorocentrum cordatum, 2311 nucleotides. The record is from the annotation of a GenBank genome assembly. NCBI's taxonomy places the organism in Eukaryota, Dinophyceae, Prorocentrales, Prorocentraceae.
GUGUUUUCGCUGCCCAGUGCAAGUGUAAGCUGGCCGUCGAGCCCAUGCCCGACCCGAGCCACUGCAGCAACAGGGCAAUGGUCCAGAUGUUGAAGCACGUGGGGCUCCACCCUCUCGCACUGGUCUGGUUUAUCCACGUGAACCUCCUCCAUGGGCCCGACAAGGACGACACGGGGUUGACUCAGUUCCGUGAGCAUCUCUCGAACCUGUUCACUAAAUGCACGCCAGCUGGCGCGCCGCUGUUUCAGCAUUAUGUCAUGCGCUUGGCCAAGGCCUUGGAGCGCAUGAAGGUGGACAUGAGCGCCUCGGAGCCCUUGGAAGACCAGAUUUGGCAGUACAUGAAGAAUAGGGCUCGCUUUCUCCGCGAGGGCAAGAUGGCGACCACGCGCCGCUUCCAGGCCGUGACCGCGUCGCUCGCCAAGAACAUUGCCCAGGGGCCGAUCCGCGAAUUCGAAUCCCUCUUCGUGGCGCUGGAGGAAGACCUCCUCCAUUCGAAAGUGUUCGUCGAGAAGUUCGCCAAGAAGUUGGGGCCCGACGCUCGCGGGGAAGGUUCGACGACUCCUGGGAAGUUCACUUUCGAGGCGAAGCUCUUGAGGACUUGCAGCCGGAAUAUGGUCGGCGCGAGGGUCGACUUCUUGAUCGAGCCAGACAAUGAGCAGAUAUUCAACAUCAUCCCCCACUGCGGCAACGUGAUGCUCGAAUGGGACACGGGGGCGAGGCGUUUAUGUAAGAACUCUGACGGGGUCGAGGAGUGGUUGACGAAGCAGUGCCUCGGCGACUUCAUGAAGUACGUAUCCUCCAUCAGCCACGCCAUGAGCCAGCGCCGCCCCCUCCAGGACUGCAUGUUCAUGACGGGGAGGGCUGGUAAUAUCGCGGCGCUCAAGAAAAAUCCUGCCUUCGUCGUCGACGAGGAUGAGGCUGCGAACCUCUUUGGGCAGUGCGUUUGGCACCUGGUCGUCGAGACUCUCAUGCCGGGCCUGCACUUGGUCAGGGGCUGGCCGUGGUCCAUGACCAGCGUCCUCGGCACGGACGAGGAGCAGAGGAACGCCUGCAUGAAGUUCGCGCAGGACCUCCGCAAUUUUCAGCUCUUGAGGGGUAAGCCAGACAAGAACCACAUGGAGCAGGCGAUGUUCGACAAACACCAGUUCCAGAAGAUGUCGGUGCAGCAGCUCGUGGCCGCCUUCGAGAGCGCCGAUCGCGGCGCUCCAGCGCGGUUGGCCGACUUGCGGGAGGUCGCGCGGCAGCGCGCGCGGGUUGCGCGCCCCACCGCCCUCAUCGAGGAGAUCAUCGGCACUCAGAAGACCAUCCAGACAUUCAAGCAAGGCAACAAGUACACCAAACCCCAGAGAGCCAUGGGCAUCGUAAUCAAAAAGAACUUGCUCUCGAAGAAGUACGAGUACAAGGUUCCCCCCACAGACAUCCCGAGAGAUAGCAAGAGCGAGCACGUAUUGAAGGAGUGCUUCACCAGUACUGUGGCGAGCAGGACUCUCCCCUGGAAGGACAUUGUAACGACUAAGCAGCAUGCCGAGUACUACAGCCCUAAGGCCGAUAACUUCAACCACACGUGCGCCGACUUGGACCUGCUGGCCGAGGUAGUUCGGGUUGGCGACUGGACCAUGCUUGAUCGGGCUUGGACCCGGGAGCUUGCGAAAGUGGAGCACAACACCAUCGUCCGCAAGGCCGCUCCAGAGGGCAUGCCAGCCGAGGCCACCUGGUACAGGAUCCUCUUCCAAUAUCUGAAGUCGGACCUUUACACGCCGACUCACAUCCACUUGGAUUCCCUCGACAUGGCAGCAAACACGUUCACUUGGAGGUCGUGCGCGUGGCAGGUCGCGAAUCUGCCCGACGCCGCCAUCGCAGACGUGAGGAUCAUGGCGAUAUUAGAUUCAGACUCGGACCAGACCUCGAUCAAAGUUGCUGCGAUGAAUGCUUUCUGGAGGCUCAAGCUUUCUUCCGUGGUCCAGUUCUCGGAAGCAGCAGGCCACCCAGUGGAUGAUGACGCCAACUUGUGCGAGGCGCUCCGCCAGAGCAUCGCGGGCGUCAUGGGGUGCAACGCCACUGACGCCAUGAAGUAUGUAAAGAAGCGGCUCGCGGCCAAUGGCAUCAUGACGCGUCUAGCUGGCAACAUCAUGGACGUCGACGAGGCGCUGGCUUGCUUAGACCGCAACGAUGCCCAGCUGCUUCAGAAAGACCAGACGGAUCACGUCGACAUGGUGUCUGAGCAGGCCGAGUUCGAGCGCGCCUGCAAGACGAAGGCCUGGGAUGUCAAGGCCAUUGCCGAGCCCAAGGCCAAGCCGGCAGCAAAAGCGAG